CGCUAGUGUGGGAACUCGGCGUCGCGGGAGCUCUCUGAUCCACUCAGGGGUCAGGGCAUCACUGGUCUCUCGUGCGUGUGACCAGGUUUCCGGCGCCAGGGCCUUUCCGAAGCGUCGAGCGGCCUAACGGUCACAGCUGUCGCCCAUCGGGGAGGCAGGACUACUGCGAGCACUUUUACCGCGACCUCCGGAGGCCGGCGUGACAGGCUCUGUCGCUAAAAUAGGAGUAGAGGUUUACCACUCUUAGGUGACUAAGCAGUAUCACAAAUAAACCCUCCAGCAAGUUUAAAAAUAAUUAGGUCCAACUCAGAGGAAGUGGAGUUUCUCCUGUUGCACAAAAAUGAUGUCUAGCAGCUCCAGUGAAAUCGAUGUGGUAAAAACAAGAAUACCUACUUAUGAUGAAGAUGACGACACUAUUUUUUAUGCAUAUGAAACAAAACCUGAUUUUGUCAAUAAAGAACCGAAUACUGUAUCUGAUGCAUCCUGUAAUACUGAAGAGCAACAGAAGACAGUUAAUGAUGUCCUUAUCCAUUGCCAGGUUAUAUAUGAUGCUAUGCAAAACCUGGAUAAGAAGAUUGAUGUGAUUCGUAGAAAGGUUUCAAAAAUCCAACGUUUCCGUGCGAGAUUCCUGUGGACAAACCGUAAGCGAUAUGGAUACAAAAAUUAUUCUUACCAGCUUGCUAAAAAGCUGAAACGCCAGAAAAUGAAGAAAAACGAGGUUUACGAGUCAUUCUCCUACCCUGAAAGUUAUAGCCCCACUUUACCAGUGUCAAGGCGUGAGAAUAAUUCCCCGAGCGACGUUCCAAGACCAUCCUUUCGCAUGGAAGAAUACCAGCCAGCUGAGCGGGAGGAGGACCCGAUCCUCAGCCGCACUCCGAGUCCAGUGCAUCCCUCAGAUUUCUCCGAGCAUAAUUAUCAGCCGUAUUAUGCAUCUGAUGGCGCAAUGCAUGGUUCUUCUUCAGGGCCCUGCCUUGGCAACCCUGGGGCUAACAGCAUCUACAACACUUACUCAACUGACCAUGCUUCUGCAGCACAACCUUCAGGCUCACUAUUUGGAAAUGACUGUUACAUAGAGGAAGGAAGCAUCACUAAGCACCCUUCAACCUGGUCGGUGGAAGCAGUGGUCCUAUUUCUAAAACAAACAGAUCCUCUUGCAUUAUGCCCUCUUGUCGACCUCUUCAGAAGCCAUGAAAUUGAUGGGAAGGCUCUGCUCCUACUCACGAGCGACGUGUUGCUGAAGCACUUGGGGGUGAAGCUGGGAACGGCUGUGAAGCUAUGCUACUACAUUGACCGACUUAAACAAGGAAAAUGCUUUGAAAAUUGAAAAAAUCCUUGUGCAAAUUUAGAUUGGGCCAACUUCUAGAGGGACCAAUGCCUUCUUAGUGUAGCAUCAUUUUUCUGCCCUUUAGUCAUUUUUGUUUUGUAGAAAGUAUCACUCAAAAUAUAUUAUAGCUAAAAUUGUAGAACUAUGUUAUAGUCCAGUCUACUUCUUUAAAAACCAUUUAACUGCUAGAUAGUAUUAGAAUAGUCCAAUAGGAAAUUCAUUCUUCAUAGGUCUUUAAACAUUACUUUUAUUAUAUUGUUUACAAAUAUAUUUCAUGCAAGCAACAGAAAAAAAAAACCAAAAAGCAAAAAAACCCCUUUGAUUCUGGUUCAUCUCGAUACAGAGAACCAAAACAGCUAAGAGAGGUAUUAUCAGGGGUUGACAACUUCUAUGAUUGAAUCUAUGGGAAUUAUUCCCCAGAAGAGAAUUUAAAGGUGUACCCAUAGAUAUCUCUUUCUGGAGUAUUUUAUCUGUCUGAUGUUGCAGUGUUCCACCAGUUUCCAGAAAGAGUAUAGCCAUAUAAAUUCUUUUCCUUUCUGCUAUUAUUUCUCCAUAUGUUUUAUUUAUUCAGAUUUAGAGAAAAAAAUAAGCUCAUAAACUUUUAUUAAGUGCUCCUAACAGUUUUAAGAUAAACUGUAAGAUAGAUAGAAUGGUUAUUUUAUGCAAGAAAUAUUGUACCGCAAGGGUGGUUUGGAUGAAGUCUGACUACUUUUUUUCAAACAAACUAUUAUAUUAAAACUUUCAUAUUUUGGCUAAGUUUGGACAUAUAACUACACUUACAUUGUUUGCAUCUUUCUAUGAAGAUACCUCUGUCCAAACUUUUAAAAGACAUAACUUUAUUUUAUGUGUUUAUUCUUUAUAUAGAUAGUAUUUUAUAUUUUAUUCUCACCUGAAGUAUACACACAAACAAUCUUUUUUUAAAAAAUUUUAAAUGGCAUUUUGUAUUGCCACAGAAGUGGGAUGAGCCAUAUAUUGGUGAGAUGUUUUAUUUUGUAAAAUGUAAAUGGAUUAUUUGCCAUCACUAGUACCUCUCAACUUACUUUUUAGAGGACAAGAAACAAUCUGUAGAUUGGUUUCCAUACAGGGAAGUUCUCUGUCCUAUGCAAUGUUGCUAAUUAAUUUGCUUAAUUCUGAGCCAUUAAUCCUGCUACACUUUGAAUGAUACAUUAAUUCAGACUAAUCUUUGGGAGUUUUAUUUUGUAAGUUAGAACUUUCAAGGGAAACAUGUUCAACACUAUUAUUUUGUUAUAAAUUUAUAACUUUGUUAUUACAUUGUAUAACAAAUACAAGGUUUAUAAGCUAUGAGAAUUGGUGCUAUCACCAUUAGCUAUUCAUUAUAAAUGUCAAGAAAAUGUUCACCAGGGGCAAGAAUGUACCUUUUCUUUUUAGAAAGCCAGAUGUACUUUAGACAUGAAUGCAACUAUUUAAAGAAUAGCUUCAUCUAUGUUAUUCCUUAUAUGUCAUAAGAUUCUUACUUAAACUUGGUCUUCUUUCAAAUUGUUUGUAUGAAGAUGCUGUACCCACUUGAACAGUCCUCAGGUGUUUACAUAAAUACUAUGUUUUACAGUUUUCAUAUUUUAAAAUAUUAAUAAAAUUAAAUCACAAUAGUUCA
Molecule: messenger RNA, 2936 nt
Organism: Rhinopithecus roxellana (golden snub-nosed monkey)
Lineage: Eukaryota; Metazoa; Chordata; Mammalia; Primates; Cercopithecidae
Gene: SCML1
Product: Scm polycomb group protein like 1
Exons: 8
Coding region: 341-1324 (327 amino acids)
Molecular function (GO): protein binding
Source: RefSeq, a predicted model, not a curated record